Anopheles aquasalis is the source of this 598-nucleotide messenger RNA. RefSeq lists its product as uncharacterized. NCBI's taxonomy places the organism in Eukaryota, Metazoa, Arthropoda, Insecta, Diptera, Culicidae. The record is from RefSeq and is a predicted model, not a curated record.
AUGCGCCCGAAGGUGGUCUUGCCGGACUGGCUCCGGAUCCGGUACGAGGAGAAGAAGCUCAUCGCUUAUCUGGCGGGACUGGGAACGAGCGUCUGCAGCGUCUACCUGCUGUGCAACGCGGGCAGUACCCUUGGGCUCGCCAAUUCAGGGUCCAACCCUUGCUUCUCUGCCAGUAGUGCUUACAAUCUGGAGAUCUCUCUGGUCGUCAUCCUAUCGCUCGUCUAUCUCGUCAUCAGUGGUGCCUUCUUCUGGGGCAUCUGGCAGGAACAGGCCAAAUAUUUGCUUCCGUUUCUGUGCUUUCUGGUCGCCGCUACCGGAUUCCUCGGUCAUGCGCACAUCGAUUGGAUGCUGUUUGAGGCCGGUGCUGGAGAGCGGCAGCUGGGCAUUGCGGCCUUCAUCUGGACCACACUGGUUCUCACAUUCGCCAGCACCAUCAUCCUGCUGCUCUACCGUGAGAUGAGCUCCGGUAAGCGCUCCAAGAAGGAGGACUUUGAAGUGUUUUACAAUAAUGGCAAAUAUUAAGCCACCUAAGGUGUCCAAUAGAGCUAAAAAAUUAAAGUAUUUUUUGUUAAAUAAAUUCCUCAAAUAACAAACCCAC